Drosophila gunungcola (fruit fly) is the source of this 1341-nucleotide messenger RNA. RefSeq names its product RNA-binding protein 1 (gene Rbp1-like). The transcript has 2 exons. Bases 228 to 713 code for a protein of 161 amino acids. Gene Ontology annotation, cellular component: nuclear speck. Gene Ontology annotation, biological process: mRNA splicing, via spliceosome. The record is from RefSeq and is a predicted model, not a curated record. Gene Ontology annotation, molecular function: RNA binding. NCBI's taxonomy places the organism in Eukaryota, Metazoa, Arthropoda, Insecta, Diptera, Drosophilidae.
AUUCGCGCACUUUUCAACACUGCCCAGCGCGCCAUCUUUUUUUCUUCACAAAACAUAUUUUUUCGUCCUGCUUUUUGGGUGUGUUCGCUGCGCAAAAGGCGAGAAAAAGCCAGGAUAAGCAAGGAAAACCCAGGAAAAACCGAGCAGCAAACACCCACUGAUAGCCAGCGGGAAAAAGGAGCACGCACAUACACACGCACCACAAGCCAUAUCCAUAUCCAAUCAUAAUGCCACGCUACCGGGAAUGGGAUUUGGCCUGCAAGGUGUACGUGGGCAACCUGGGCAGCUCCGCAUCCAAGUACGAGAUCGAGAACGCGUUCAGCAAGUACGGACCCUUGCGCAACGUUUGGGUGGCCCGUAAUCCGCCCGGCUUCGCCUUCGUGGAGUUCGAGGAUCGCCGCGAUGCGGAGGACGCGACCCGUGGCCUGGACGGCACCCGCUGCUGUGGCACCCGCAUCCGCGUCGAGAUGUCCUCCGGCCGUUCGCGCGAGGGGCGUGGUGGCGGCGGCGGAGGCGGUGGAGGAGGCGGCGGGGGCGGAUCCGGGGGCGGAGGCCGCGGCGGAGGCAGUGGCGCCCGGGCCGGAGGAGGCGGUACAAGGGCCGGCGAUGGCGGCGGUCGUUAUAGAUCCCGCUCACCCCGUCGCUCCAGGACACGCAGUCGCAGCUUCUCACGGGAUCGUCGCAGUCGCUCCGAUUCGAGGGAUCGCCAUUAGAUGAGCACAGUAAGGAGGAGCAGCCCCGAUCCGGACAACACCCUAUUGCUUAUACAUAUAUAUAUAUAGAUAGAGAUAUGUAUAACACAGCCACACAGUUUGGGGCCAAAAAUGUGUCUGUUUUGCCCCCUACGAGAAGAGAGCGCCACAGAUUCCUUAGUUUGACUCAAAUAUUUCCUUCCUUGCAAAACGUAUACAUAUAUAUAUCCCCUCCAAAAACAAAAUAUUAAAGAAGUCGAGCAACUCCACAAAAAAGACCACCACACAACCCAGCCAUCUCCGAUCUGGAUCUGGAUCGCAAGUAUAGCCACAGUACAAUUACGGUACAUAUUGGUAUUUAGGCUUUAAGACUUUGGUAGAUUUUAAUUCCGAAAAAGUGAAAAAUAAGUAAUCCAGCAACCAACAACUUCAACACACAAAGAGUGAGGCAUCAGAAGAAAGAAGAAGGUAAAUGCGAUUCUACAUACAUUAUCCAUUUGGUUCUUCUCUGAAUCUGUCGCAACACAAAAUGUUUAUGAGAAAAGUGAACAUAAAGAAAACGUAAGAAGUUCUAAAUAGAUUGACGAAAGUGCAAGUAAUUAAGUCGUAAAAUGAGAAUCAAUAAAUUGAACAUAAUUUAAAACCAAAA